UCUAUGCUUAUAUCUCACAUUUCAUUUUGAAAACAUGAAGUCAGGACAGCUUCAGCCCUUUUCUGUGUGCCUGUGUUUACUGUAAAGUCUGUAAUACGUGUGCAUUUGAAAUGUUGGAGCAGCUCACUCAGAGCCGCGGAGACGCUCGCUCAGAGCCGCCCUGGACCCUGAGGGAAUGAGAGGUUUACCCAGACCGUCUGUCGAAUAUCCCACUGAAAACUAACUUCACUGCGGUCCCCAACAGUUUCUUGAUUUGAUCAGACGAGUUACAACCGGAGAAGAGCAGGAGAAGACUCAGUUUCAGGGCGUUUUUACUCUGGUUCUAAAAUCAUGGACGGAUCUGCUACUAAGAAGAUUGUCCUGCUUGGAAAAACUGGAUCUGGGAAAAGCAGCUUGGCCAACACAAUAUUUGGAGAGACGCUCUUUAAAGUAAAUCAUAGUCUUAACUCAGAAACCAAAACAUGUGAAACCAAAACCAAACUUGUUCAUGGUUAUAACUUCUCUUUGAUUGACACUCCUGGUUUCUUUGACACAGACAUGUCUGAGAAUGAUCUGAAGUCUCAGAUAAUUAAGUGUAUCGUAGAGUGCGCUCCUGGGGUUCAUGCUUUCCUCAUUGUGCUUAAAUGGGAAAGAUACACAGAGCAGGAGCAGGAUGUUAUUAAUAAAAUACACAGUUGCUUCUCUGCUGAAGCACUGAAAUAUGCUGUAGUGGUCUUCACUCAUGGUGACCAGCUCCCUGAAGGGAAGAAAAUAGAGGAGUUUAUCAGUCAGAAUAAGAGUGUCAGUGAUCUGGUGAAGAAAUGUGGCGGCCGCUGCCACAUCAUCGAUAAUAAAUACUGGAACAAAGAAUCAGGAGAUGAAUACAGGACAAACCAGUUCCAGGUGGAAGCGAUUCUUCGCACCAUAAACAGGAUGGUGACUGGAAAUGGUGGCGAAGGUUACACCAAUGAGAUGCUGAAGGAAGUGGAGAGAAGAAUACAACAAGCCAAUCGGGAGUCAUCAGAAUCUUUGUCAAGGGAAGAGAUCAGAAAUGAGGAAAAAGAAAAAGUUUUUGAAAUUCUCAAGUAUAAUGCAGCUAUCACCACAGGAGUUUUGCUGGGAGCUCUGCUCGGUGUGCAGGAAAUGAUUGUUGAAGUUCUCAAAGUACUGAGAGAAGGAAAACCCAUAGAAAUAUUAUCUGGAGUUGCUGCAGCAGGUGCCACUGGUAUAAGAGUUGCAGCAGGUGCCACUGGUGUAGGAGUUGCAGGAGGUGCCACUGGUGUAGGAGUUGCAGGAGGUGCCACUGGUGUAGGAGUUGCAGGAGGUGCCACUGGUGUAGGAGUUGCAGGAGGUGCCACUGGUGUAGGAGUUGCAGGAGGUGCCACUGGUGUAGGAGUUGCAGGAGGUGCCACUGGUGUAGGAGUUGCAGGAGGUGCCACUGGUAUAACAGGUGCAGGAGGUGCCGCUGGUAUAACAGUUGCAGCGGUUACAGGAUUGUUUGCUCUCAAAGGAGCAAUAGAUGGAGCUAAACUUGGAUAUAAUGAAGCUGAGAAUGCAAAGACAGUGGCAGAGGCAGUAAAGAACACAGUUGACGGAUGUGUUAAAAAGUUCUGUGAAAAAACGAAUGAAUUAACUCAAGCAAAAGGAAAGAAAACAGGACCAGAUGCCUCUGGUAAAAAAAAGACUGAAGAUCUGCUUUCACUUUUGCCAGAUGUGUGAUGUAAGUAAGUUGUAUGAGAUAUUGAAUCAUUUAAAUCCUAUAAUUACUUCAUUUCUUUAGUGCAUAUAUUCAGGUGUAGCCUACUCUCUUUUCUUUAAUCUAUAGGGGUCACUAAACCAACACAUAAACUGUCUGAAAAAUGCUGUAAUUGAACGGGUGAAACCCAGAGAUGUCACAGUUUGUAUUUAGAUUCCUGUCUCAUUUUUAAAACCCAUGUCAUUGUGUUUUCGUUUUGUCUUGACUUCCCUUGUUCCCAUCUGCACAUCUGUAAAUCUUUGUUUACAGGUUUGUUAUCUUAUAGUAGAUUGUAAUUGUCAGCAGUAAAUGAAAAAUCAUGUGUUUACAACUGUGGGGUGUUCGGUGUACUUACCUGAGUAGUGGUAUGUUCCAGUUGGGUGAGGAAGAGCAGGUAAAAUGCCAUUCAGUGGUCAAUAAGUGAGAGACUAGGUGGCUGCUCGCGGUGAGGCUGCAGGUUUUAUUUGUUUGAUGUUAUGAUUCGUUUUUUGCCUUUGUUUCAUUAAUAUUUUUGUUAAUAAACAUCACUUUUUG
Cololabis saira (Pacific saury) is the source of this 2248-nucleotide messenger RNA. RefSeq names its product GTPase IMAP family member 9-like. The transcript is spliced from 3 exons. Gene Ontology annotation, molecular function: GTP binding. NCBI's taxonomy places the organism in Eukaryota, Metazoa, Chordata, Actinopteri, Beloniformes, Belonidae. The record is from RefSeq and is a predicted model, not a curated record. The coding region runs from base 331 to 1698 and encodes 455 amino acids.